AUGGGUUUCCGUUUCAGUUUCGAGAAACAACAGAUAUUUCAGGAAAGAGGCCUUUAUCUCGGCGACCUAAUGAUGGGCGUGGAUUCUUCAAGAGAAUCAAUGGUGCAGAUGUACAGCCCAUCCACUUCAGGCUGCAAAUACUUUAAUGGAUAUCUCCUGAAAGGCAGCUUCGGCAAUAAGGUGCGAACGUCCUUGGUUCAAAAAAUUAACAAUGUUCCUGAGGGAGGUGUGUACGACCACGAUGAAAUCAAGGAAUUCAAAGAAAUGCGUCAUAUGGGACCUUAUGAGGCCCAUUAUUAUGUGAUGGGCACCUCCCAAUCUCAUAUAUAUCCACCAGUCGAGGGUGCAUUAGAAAGGCACGAAAAUUCGAAGUUAACAGCGUGGUUUCAGCUGAACAGACGGCCAGGCCCUCACCGAGGAAAAGUUUAUAAGGAUGUAGUGGAAAACUACAAGUAUGAGGAUCAAGUUUGGAAACGCAGUAACAGGCACACAAUCGGACGCCUGAGCCCAUUUGUAGGCACAGAUUUCAACUCAGAGUUAUACCAUUUAAGACUUCUGUUGUGUAAUCGCACAGAUGUCACUGGGUUUGACAAUAUAAAAACUGUAGAAGGUCAGGUUCAUCCAACCUUCAAAGCUGCAUGUGUUGCUCUCAACUUGGUAGAAAAUGAGGAGGAAAUGCGUCUGCUUAUGGACGAGUUAGUCUUAGAACAAUUUCCGAGCACCAUAAGGAAAACAUUUGCCACGCUGCUGGUAAAUGUAAAUCCUCUUAACCCCACGAAUUUGUGGGACAACUACAAGCACAAAAUGGCUGAGGAUCAUCUACACGAAAUCUAUGAUGAUGAUGAAUUGUGCUUUCAAUUAGCUUUGCGAGAUAUAGCGGAGAUCCUUGAUGAAUUUGGCAAAACACUUGCAGACUACCAGCUUCCUGAUAUUAAUGAUGAUGUGCUUGCCCGCCAAAACAUCGAACAUGUCGAGGAAGAUAUUAUCCUUAACCCGGAGGCAGCCGACGAAUUAAUAAAUGGGCUCAACGUUGAACAACGUCAUUUCUUUGAAGAUGUCCGAGGAGCUGUUUUUAAUGAAAAUCAAAAGAAGUUCUUUUUAACCGGUGCUCGAGGUACCGGGAAAACACACACCUACAAUGUUCUCAUCGACUUCCUGCGUUCCCGGGGCAAGAAGGCUGUUGUUGCCGCGUAUACAGGGGUCGCUGCAAACUUAUUAAAAGGGGGGCUGGCGAGCCACAAGGCAUUUGGCCUUCCCUUUGAAGACGAGGGAUUAGGCCUCUCUAGAAGCCAUUUAAAACUUCAGAGUUCAGCGGCCAAAAAUCUAUUGGAAGCAAAUGUCAUCAUUUGGGAUGAAAUCUCUAUGGUUCAAGGUUGGCAUCUUCACGUUCUUGAUAGAUUUCUACGUGAUUUGAUGCGCAAGGAAGAACCCUUUGGGUCCAAAAUCAUAAUUUUAGGGGGAGAUUUCAAACAAAUCCUACCUGUCGUUCCCGGGGGUAGUAGGGCAGACAUCGUCGACGCUGCAGUCACUUCAUCAAACCUCUGGCCUCUCUUUGAGAAAUAUGAAUUAACAAGGAAUCAAAGAGCACUUGAGGAUCAGGAAUAUGCGGAGUGGCUUCUCAAAGUGGGUGAGGGAACUGCCAAUGAAGAGGCGUCAACAAAAAUACACUUGGAAAACAACAUGGUUGUCAAUGGCAAACACAAACUAAGGAUGGAUACGAAGUUCCCAAAACGCGAGCAUCACUGCUUUGGCAAAGAUAUUGAUAAAGAGGAUGCGCAUGACGCUGCUAUAUUGUGCCCAACUAAUGACUGUGCAAACUUCGUAAACAAGUUAGUCCUUGACAGACUCAUGCGAGGCAAAGAUGGUGACCGAGUGUACUUAAGUUCCACAACGCUCGAAAAAUCAAGGGAACUUCAAGAUGCACGAGACGAGCAGCGCCUUCAUUACCCUCCGGACUAUUUAGAUCACCUAGAGUCAGCCUCAUUACCCCCUCACAGGUUACAUUUAGUUCCAGGGGCUAAUGUAAUGCUCAUAAGAAAUUUGCGUGGAGGAGGACUCUGCAAUGGAACCCGGCUAAAAGUUUUAAAAUUGUACCCAAACUUGGUAGUUUGCAAGGUUAUGACUGGAUCGAAGAAGGGAGAAACUGUUGCAAUCUUUAGAGUUAACUUCACAUCAAACGAGUUCAGCCUCCCUGGGAAGCUGCGAAGGCGGCAGUUUUCCCUGAAACCAUGCUAUGCUAUGACUGUCAGCAAAGCGCAAGGCCAAACAUUAAUCAGAGAAGGUCUGUACCUAAGAACGCCAUUGUGGUGUCACGGCCAGCUCUAUGUUGCCUUGAGUAGAGUUAAGUGCAGACAGGCAAUGAAAAUUUUGGUUGAAGAAGGGCCAAAUCAAGGUCGUGUAAAUGCAAACCAUGGAGCUGCUUUGGGCGGGCAACAACAUCUAUACCCGGAAUCACAUUUAUGCAGAAGUUUUGCAAGCUGCAAACCAAAACGCAUAUGUGCAAGUAGAACAGCAAGACAUUAA
Molecule: messenger RNA, 2523 nt
Organism: Frankliniella occidentalis (western flower thrips)
Lineage: Eukaryota; Metazoa; Arthropoda; Insecta; Thysanoptera; Thripidae
Exons: 5
Coding region: 1-2523 (840 amino acids)
Biological process (GO): DNA repair; telomere maintenance
Molecular function (GO): DNA helicase activity
Source: RefSeq, a predicted model, not a curated record